Porites lobata is the source of this 21079-nucleotide messenger RNA. The record is from the annotation of a GenBank genome assembly. NCBI's taxonomy places the organism in Eukaryota, Metazoa, Cnidaria, Anthozoa, Scleractinia, Poritidae.
AUGAAUUCACUACUCAGCCAAGAUGAAGACGAUGAAGUACGGCUGCAAGAAGCUGAAGAAGCCGUGCGUAUUGUGAGACGAUUUAACACCGCGAAAGACAAGGAGGAACGCCAGAAAAAGAUCAUCGAGUUAUGCACAGACAUCGCGGGAAUUCUCGACGCAAAAAGGAGGUAAGUCCGUUAUAUUUGACGGGAAAAUUUUGUUUUGUCAACUCUUCUGGGGUAGAAAUUUGAUUUUUAUUUUAGCUUAAUGCCGUUUUUUUUUAAGGUACCACCAGAAUCGAUUAUAAAGACUUGUAAUGUAACUCUACUUUGUGAUUUUAUGGACGAAAUCCUAUUGUGUGAUCAAAUGAAACCUCUUUAGCAGAACUUUUAUACAGCAAUACUUUUUUUCUUAGUUUACAAUAUGAGAAGACAGGAUUUACUGAGGUGUUUUUAUCAAUUUUUAUUGUACGCACUCUUGAACGUGCAUCUGUUGAGUUGUAACGCUAGAAGAAAGCAGGACAGACUAAUCGAAUAUUAUCCAUUUAGAGUUGUUUGCCGAAUCAUUCGUUUGAAUAUAGCUACUGUGACAGACAUACAUCUCCUUGAAUACAUUAGUCAGUCAACAGUUUGUCAAGUAUUUAUUUGCAUUGAAGUGGGAAGACACUUUCAACAAAUGUACCAACUAAAAAAAAGACGACGUAAGUGUCGCUGGAUUUCGAGUGCAUUUGUUAUUGGGUUCUUACGUCUUAGAAUGAACAGUUGGUUUUGAAACAAGUGAUAGAAACUCUACACGCUUUUGUCACGGUCAAUAAAGGAGCGAUUUAAAAUUUUCGACGCGAUUUAUUGCACGUUGAUUUUUGUAUCCUGUCCUCUUUUGAUAUGUGCUCCGCAUUUCUCAAGUUGCUAAAAGUUGAAAAACUGCUGGAAAUACAAAAUAAUAUAACGCGCGCUUAAAAGCAAGUAAGUGUCUUUUUGUGGCGGGAAUUUCAGAACGAGAAAGUGGUUCUCAUUGGUUGACUUAUGUUCGUGUGUUUGCUGUUGCUGUCCCCUUAUUGGCUUAUUUUGUUAAGUAGUUACUUAGUAAAUUAAAUACGCCUUCAAUAACCAAUAUUUAAAAACUGUUACUUAUUGCGAUGCAAAUUAGAUCGGGGUGGGACUUUCUAAUAUGUUCAUCAAAACGACAAACUGGUUUUUUAAACAGUUCCUUAAGAUAGGAUGAUAAAGGCACAAAAUUUAUGAUUUUCUGCAGAUGUCGCGUGGCGAAAUUUUUUGUAUUCAAGUUUCCACUGAAUUCUAGUCUCACCCUAGUUGUAAUCGAUUUUGUGCAGUUUUAUUUUAUACUUCGUAUACAAUAAUUAUCACUUAGGUUGUUGUAUUGAAAUUGACCAGUUUUAUAGACGAGCCAAAAAAAUUCAAAGCUGUGUUCUUUUCUUGCGUUAGCCGAUUAUGGCGUACAUUUGCGGACAAAAAUAAUUGAAAAUAAAAGACAAUUUGAUGUUCAAAAAUUAGACUAACCAUGUCGAAAUCUCGUCAUAUGAAUUUGAAAUCGCAAUGAACGCAGUCGAAAUAGCAUCAUUCGAACUUGAAGUUACUUUGAACUAGUUGAAACUAUAAACGGAAAACUCGACAUCGCGGAUGUUGAAGUUCAAAUCACCAUUCCAACUAAAAUGCAAAUUACAUGAUUUGAACUUCAAUUCACUUUCUCCACUCUAAUAAGCCACUUAAUCGUCAACAAUGCAACCAUAAUCUUCCACAAAAUUCCAAAUGAAACCUUUAAUUUGAACUUAAAGUCACGUCACAUAUUCGAAUUCGAAAAACCAAAAUUUCAACCAAAAUAGGUCUCUAAUACGGACGAUCGACUCACGCUAUCUUAAACCGACCAAGCACGGAAACAGAAACAUGAAGAUAAUUUGUGCAGGAUUGUACAAAACUGGUUUAAAGUCAAUCUGCAAAGCUUUGAGACAACUCGGAUGUUGAAGUUCAAAUCACCAUUCCAACUAAAAUGCAAAUUACAUGAUUUGAACUUCAAUUCACUUUCUCCACUCUAAUAAGCCACUUAAUCGUCAACAAUGCAACCAUAAUCUUCCACAAAAUUCCAAAUGAAACCUUUAAUUUGAACUUAAAGUCACGUCACAUAUUCGAAUUCGAAAAACCAAAAUUUCAACCAAAAUAGUGGCCUAUUAGCACGCUACGUGAUUUUAAGUUAUUCGGUAGCCUACAUAACACAUCCUGAUCAUCAUCACGAUAAACGCGUGCUACCAACAAUUUUUUCCAAAAAAUCUUUUUCCAUGAUGCAAAUUUUUCUUUGAAAAAAGUAAAAAGGGACCAAUUUAAUUGUCUUUAUGGUCAACACCAAUGUUAAUUGCCGAAGUUGCAUGUUGAUACGUAACAUUUGAUGUUGAACUCUUGACUCGAAAGUUGAAGUCUCAACUUCGAUUUAUGGCGGGAUUGGUACGCCUUUGGUAACUCAACAACCAACUUGGUGAUUCAAAGUUCACCUUUCGCGCAAAGCGCAUGUAUCGAGAGCAAUGUUGAUCAGUGAACUUGAAUGUUGAUGGGCAUAGUUUAAUGUUGAACUCUCACUUAUAAAGUUGAAGUCUAAAAUUUUGACGAUUGCGUUAAGAACUACAAAAUUGAACUGCAAAGUUGAAUGUUGAUAUUUUUCAAGUCAAAUGUUACACUCAAGUUGAACGUUGUGAUCUACUUUGAUUUUUGGCGGGGAUGAAACUCCAUACUGGGGGGCAAGAGUCCAAGUGUCACGUUGAUGUCUCGCAGAGAAAAUAAACAAUUGGCCAAAACCAACACCAUGCAAGAAUUACGGCAUAUCGGAUUCAUAGGUCUCUAAUACGGACGAUCGACUCACGCUAUCUUAAACCGACCAAGCACGGAAACAGAAACAUGAAGAUAAUUUGUGCAGGAUUGUACAAAACUGGUUUAAAGUCAAUCUCCAAAGCUUUGAGACAACUCGGAUUCACCGUCUAUGACUGGGAAGAGCAAAUCUUCGAUUUUCUAGAUCACUGGUGCGAUGUGUUUCAAAAUGGCGCCCAGCCAAAUGUGAAGAGGGUCUACCAGAAUGCUGAUGCGGUCGUUGAUCUGCCGGGAAAUUUUUUCUGGGAGGAAAUAUUGGAAGCUUUUCCUGAUUGUAAGGUGAUUUUGAGCGAACGAGACGAAGAUUCUUGGCUGCAAAGUUGGGAAAACCACCUUAAAAUGCUUCAGUCGGACAGGUUUCAAAUCAUUCUAAGAGACAAGUUAUCGCAAACGGGUAGAAAGUUCAACGUGAUUGGGAAUUCUUGUGUGGAAGCAUCGCUUGGUUCUACGAACCCAAAGUCCACCUGUGUUUUCAGAAAGCGAUAUCGUAUGCACAAUCACCGUGUCAAGUCCAUUGUACCACCCGAGAAACUACUGGUGUUCAAUGUAAAACAAGGAUGGAAACCGCUGUGUGAUUUCUUGGGCUGUGAGGUUCCAACAUCUGCCUUUCCACAUGAAAAUAUCAAAGGAGAAAUUGUCACACAAUUGAAAGAAACAACGAUUUUUCGGCGAGUAAAUUGGGAAGUUCAGAGAGCUAUUUUUGUCUUGCUUUCUCUUAUCGUCGUUAUUACAGCCGCAUCUCUUGUUAUUUGUUUUUGCUGAUGAAAUUGACUAAGCGGAAGUCUGGCCGAUCACAACCGAAAUACGUUUUCAAAAUUUUCCACAUUAUCUACCGGGGGAGUAUUCCUGGGAAUUCUUGGUGGGGAUGUGCCGCUCGUUUCUCCAAAUUUUGACCCCAUUUCAGACCAGAAAAUGUCAUUAUUCACACCCAUUUUCAGACCUGGCCUCUAAGAAAUGAUGUCAACAUUGCUUAGAUUAGAACAGCAACAAAAAAGAUUUCUUAAAAUCCCUCUCGAAUUUGCUUAUUUUUCUUUCUUUACUUUGUCAUUUGGAACUGAAAUGAUAAAUACGUUUAUACACUCCCGUAGUUCCCUCGGAAUUCAUACCCGAUUUCAGACCAAAAUAGCCAAAGUCUAUUUAUACUCGUUGGUUUUCAGACCAAGACGCCACAAAAACCGUACCUUUUUGGGCGGCAUAUACAUAUAUGGUUUAUAUAAAGGAGUACCGCAGGGGAUUAUAUAUUAGUUUGAUAAUCAAGACAAGGCAUCAAAGCAAUAGCUGUUGUUUCAGUUUUAUCCUAAGAAGAAUUGUUCUUAAAAAAUACUUUUUUCGGAUUUCUUUGCUUUAUACGCCAGUGAUAUUUUGUCGUCACGCAACACCCCAGUUACCCAACACCAGUCAUGGCGCAACGCCAAUGCAGGGGUGCGUGAUAAUCAUUAUGCAGAUUUCUCACACUAUUUUUCAUAUAUUUCAUGUAUUUAGAUGGCACUGAUAAGGAGAAUUUCUUUAAUAAUGUUAAAACAUUGUUGGAAAUACAAAACAAUAAAACGCUCGCUUUAAAAGCAAGUUUCUUUUUUGGCGGGAAAUUCAGAUGAAAGUGGUUCUCAUUGGUUAACUUAUGCUCGUGUUUGCUGUUGCUGUCCUUUGAUUGGCUAAUUUUUAUUUUAUUGGCUAAUACGCCUUCAAUAACCAAUAUUUAAACUGUUACUAAUUGCGAUGCAAUUUAGAUGGGGGUGGGGGCUUUCUAACAUGUCCAUCAAAACGACAAACUAGUUUUUUAAACAGUUCCUUAAGAUUGCAUGAUAAAAAUUUUUUAUUUUCCGCAGUUGUCGCGUAGCGAAAUUUCUACUUAUUCAAGUUUCCACUGAAUUCUAGUUUCACCCUAGCUGUAAUCGAUUUUGUGCAGUUUUAUUUUAUAUUUCGUAUACAAUAAUUAUCACUUAAGUUGUCGUAUUCUUUAUAAAUUGAUCAGUUUUAUAGACGAGCUAAAAAAUUCAAAGUCGUGUUCUUCUCUUGCGGUAGCCGAUUAACACGCUACGUGAUUAUAGGUUAUUCGAAAAUGCACAGUCGAAAAUCUUUGGAAAUGUUGUUGUUCUAGCCAACAGGUGCUUUGCGAAUGCGCAUGCGCUAGUGGAGCUAUCACUUAUUUGAUAGACAGCUGUGAUCGAUGUAAACAUGAAGCCGUUUUCAUUCAAAUGAACUCUAAGUGGAAGAGAUUGUGCUGGGAAUUCGACCACUGGCGCUAAGCGGUUGCCAUAGAAAAGGCAGGCUUUGUUUAUAAAGCUCUUGCGCACUUCUUGAAGACGAAAAAUGUUUCCUGGGAUCUUGGUCGCUAGCAACCAAGAAUUCAUCGCUAAAUCAAGACCGCUACCUCAAUCUCUUUAGGCUUGCCAAAAGCGGCUAGUUCAGCUUUUGGUAAGAAUUUAUAUUUGGCUAUUUUUUUCUUGCUUCUCAUUUGUUAUUUUCAGCAGGGUUUCAUUCAGGUGUAUUCAGGUGAUCUUUUGCUUUUACAAAAAGCCUUGAUCUUCAGCUCUUAUUUUCGACUCAAAAACAUAUAAAUUUCGCUACCCUCAAUUCUAUUUUAUUUCAUAUCAGUUCGUGUUUUUCUUCAGUUAUUUUAUACUAGUACAAUUCGUGCGAUUAUCAAAUCACCCUGGGGAAAAUUUGUAAUUGUGUUCCCGUAAAUAAUACGUUUUCAUCAAAUUUGAGGCAAUAAACUGCUUCCGCUUAUACUGAAAAUUAUGUGAUAAAAAUGGUAUCGAAACGAAUAAUUCUGAGCCGAGUUCACCAAACCAAGGUACAAUGUUUUUUCUGGGUUUUCUCGUUUUAUUUCAUGAGGACCAAUAUUACUUUAAAACAUGCAGUUCAUGAUGAUUAAAAAUUUAAUUUCUAGUUUAUGAAUUUUCCAUUUUUCAAAUUUCCUUCGAAGCGAAUUUUUCGUUUAAAUUUCAUCUUUCUUUCCUUCUUUAAUAGCACAGUAUUUGCAAAACUGUCUUAUUUUUUAUUUCCUUCAAAAUUCUGGGUGAAACUCUUCAUCCGCACACGAUGUUGCGAGCUUAUUACUUAUUUAUCGUCCAUCUGUAAAUUUUUAUGUUAUUGUUCGGAAAGAGGAAGUUCCUGUAAAUUCAAAAAAGCGGAAUUUAAUUGCGUUUCCUCGGAAAUGGCGUAUUGCUCUCUCUUAAUGUUUAACCCUUUAAGCCCUUUAGAAGAGUGAUCAGCGUCAAAUUUCUCCUUGUAAUAUCACUGCUUUGUAAAACAGAGUGUUCAUGGGAAUUAAGGACAUGAUCACACAAGAUGAAUCUAAUUGAUACUUCAACAAAUUCUCCCCACUACUUCUAUUGAAAACGUAUAGGGAUAACAAAUGAGAAUUUGAAUUUUGAUUUUAGGGUUUGAAGGGUUAAUAACUGCUUUCAAUCCGCUUAGAAAGGGUCUGGUUUUGCGCGAAAAUAAUAAAAAAGCGAAGGAUUAUUUUCGUAAAAAAAUGGAAAAAAAACUGAAACAUGUUUAACAGAUUUUCAUAUACAUAAGGAACGUUAUUUUUUUGAAUUUGUGAUUAUGAACUAUUAGAGUUUUGAUGGUAUCUUAAACCACUCUUGAUAAACCAACGUUUACUGGGUAACACGAUGAUGGGCGGGUUUGAGAUUAUAACACGCAAAAAUUAAAUACCUAUUUGAUUUGUUUGUAAUGGAGUGUCUCAACGACUAAGGGCCCGUUUACAUGGAGGUGGGGGACCCCAGGUAGGUGAGGUGUUUUUGUUUGCCUCAUUUGAUCACGUUUACAUGAUAGGUGGGGUGACCCGCCGCAUGUUACCUCACCUGUCUGGGGUCCCCCACCUCCAUGUAAACAGGCCCUAAAGUACUGUGUUUUUGCUUGCCUAGUCCCUAGGGAUGCGUUUCGGGACACGUGGUUCGAGCGCCGGGGUUCGUCUCGGACACGUCACCGAAAUGCAUUGACCGAGAAGACCUGGGAAGACACCGUACAGGGACUAGAAAAAAUUUUAGUCAGUUACAAUAGACUCCAGUAAAACACAAACCAAUCAGAUUAUAAAACAAAUGAAGUAUCAUGAGCCGACGCCCGGCAUGAAAAACGAGUGUACCGUGGCAACCGAAUUUUGAAACUCCUUAUCUCUCAUUAACUGUUGCAGACUUGAAGAUCUUGUUAAGAAACAAAGCGCCGAGCUCCAGGAACUUCGCCAACGAAUCCAUUCAGGCAACACCACUUCAACAUCAGGACGAGGCUCGUUGACUCCUGAGAGCUGUCAGGAAUCCACCGCGCCAGUUUCUUCCGCUUCCUCCCCUGAACGGGCUACAGCGUUUUGUCACAGGGGUACUGAUCCACUGUAUGAAUGGCCAGAAAGGCCGUCGACUUGUACCCGGUCUACUAGCCCGCUGUUUUUCUCCGUUUUAAGCAUGAAUUCACAUGAGGAGUCGCACGAAAGUUUAUUAGCCAAUCAGGAAUUGGCAGAAGAGAACAAUGAUACUUUGAAAGAUGACGUGGUGAGAGAGAAGACUACUGUAAACUGCAGUUUAGGCUAGACUACGAAUGAAACACGCGUUGCAUUUUACCACUAAACUAAAUUCCAGGGAUAUUCAAAAAUGUGAUUGUUUUUGGUUAAAAAUGAUCUGUUCGCCUUUGCAUCGACGUUAUCGUAUAUAACUUUUAACUGGCUGAUUUUUUUAAUGAAACCCGCGUUGCAUUUUGCCACUAAACUAAAUUCCAGGGAUAUUCAAAAAUGUAAUUGUUUUUAGGUACCCUCUUAUGAUCUGUUCGCCACCAAAGUUUGGACCCCCGCCCCUAGUCAAAAAUUCGUGGAUCCGCCCCUGGGGCUAAUGGUCGAAUGUAGUUUUUCGUUUUCAGGUGGAUUGGCGGGUCUAUUACUGGGGGUGUGGGGUGAGCGACAGUUACGGUGUUUAGGAUUCUGGGAAACUGCCUACCUACCCUCUCCCUAAGCCAACAUUUUGCCCUAAGUGAGCAGUAAGUGUUGUCUUAAGGGAGGGGUAGGUGGGCAGUUUCCCAGAAACCUAAAUUGAUCAACUUUUAGAGUGACUUAUAGAAACACGGAAGUGACCUUAAGAGUCACUGCUUUCAGUGAAUGGGUAUUUGUAAAUUUUCCAUAGCCAUAUCUGUAGACACGGGUGGAUUGCCUCUUACCACGGAGAAACGACUUGGCUAUUGCAUUGCAUUACGGGGUUCAUGCCUUAUGCACAUUUGGGCAGACUGGUCAAAACAGUCCGUAUUUUCCCCGUACCCUGAAGGCGGCGCGCUUCGCGCUUAAUCUCAUGGGCCGCGAUCCAUUAACCGAUUUCUUUACUGAUUUUCUGAAAAAACCCAACUGUUUUGCAGUGGACCAGUUUUUUGGAAACUUUUGGGUUGGACCGGUGCGAUCCAUUGGGUUUCCCCGAAAUACCCUGAAGGCGGUGGUUGAAUGGAUAUCUCAUGGUUUCUGUAACCAUUAAAAUGACAGCGAACGAAUUCUAACAAAAUGAAAGAGCAGAAAUGAAGGUUAACAGAAGCCCAUAGAGCGUUUUCACAUGACAUCAGGGCGGCCAUAUUAGUGUUCUAAACCAGUCCUGUGGGAAUUGAACUCUUUUCUUUUGUAAACGGUUAGUUUUUGUCCAGAUAAAUUUGCAUGGAUUUUGGCCACGAGUGUGAAAACACUCUAUAACAAUUCGAUAUAUUAUCGCCUUUUCAAGAAAUAUUUUUACCAAAAUACAUUUAUUAUCAGUUUUAUGCCUCGGCAAUGUCAAAAUGUCGGGUAGCAAGUCAUUUGGCUUAUAAACCUACUCUUGAAUAUAACGUUAGUAACAGUUACUUCUUCACUUAAAGGAUAAAUCAGGAACGGAAGAUGAUAACCCAUUAGACGAAGAAAACAACUUGGAUGACGAUAAGAACCAACGAAAAGUCAGAUAUGAAGGUGAUGAAUCGGAAGAAAAGGAAGGCGAUCGAACACAAACCGAACACAAGAAAGACGACCGGCAAAAUAGAAAAAGGUGAUCAAAUUUAUUCUCCCCGCUCAUGUAUAAUAGGAAUUGUUGAAUUCCCUUAAAAAUUUGAGAUUCCCGCUUUGUAAGUAAUAUAUCAAACAUGAGAUGCAGUGUUUCAUCACCAGAUGAAACACCGAGAAGAGAGUUGAAAAUACGACGCGCAGCGGAGCUUUGUAAUGUUUAUUUUUCCAAACAAAAUUAUUUUUGAAUCCGCAAAAAUGAGCAGUUUUUCAUCAGAUAUCCAAACACUCAUUAAACAUUAAUUUCCUUUGAAUUUCCUUUAUGAAUUAUAAAUGUGUUUGAGAAUGUUAUUUCCACAGAUGAUCCAUUGUGUUAGUUCACUUAAAGAUAUGUGAUCUUUGCUGAUUUUGAUGUCAGAUGACGUCAUUAGUUUUGCAGAACCACCAACUUGGAUAUUUUAUGAUGUAUUCUUGAUGAUUUGAUGGGACUUGAGAGUUUACAAAAUGUCGACGUUAACCAUUCGUUGUAAAUGUUUACCGUAAAAUAGUUGUGGCAUUCAUAGGUUGAACUUUGGUUUUUUUAGUGCAUCACAGCAGAAAAGUUCGCGCACAAAGAUCUCUUCGCAGACCGGUAGGACCGGCAGAAGGUCGGAAACAAGUUCUAAGAAGACAGAUAGAAAGCGAGCCCCAGUGGUACGAGACUCCUCGCCAAGAAAGACCACUGGGCAAAAACCGGCCCAAAAGUCAUCACGAGAAAAAACGUAUGAGACGCUUUGGAAAAAUAACCAGUUAAACCUGUUUAACGGGAGGUAAGUAAAUGAAAGCGGAUUAAAGUGUAAAGCUAUUUGCAGCCAUAAUCAUCACCAAAAAAGAAAGAUAGUUCCCGCAUUAUCCUAUCUUGAGAGUACGUACUUAAUGCCGUAGGGUUAUGUUAACUUUUCUCUGUCAUAUGUCAUCGUUUCCUAAAAUCAUUUCUUUUUACAUCUUAAGCGCAAAAGAGCGAAGGAACAAUGCAAGGAAUAAAGCAAAAGAAAAAACCGCUUCUGGGUAAGGUUCUUCUCUCAGUUGCAUCAGUUUUAACGUGAGCCGUUCUUUAACAAAACCUACUCGUAUUCUCUUAACUUUCCUCUAAUUUUCCUUUCCAGAAAUAAAUCCGCAGCGACGCGUCUAAGCGGCUCUAACAAGAAUGCCACUGACAAGCGUUUGAGUGACACGUCGUUGAGUAGUUCCGAAAGCGAAAAAGAAGAAGAACUGACAAGAAAGGUAAGGCUGGAAUAUUAAGACGUCACUGUCUUACCAAAAUAUCGUCAUCUCGAAAUGGCAGAUUUGGUCCAAAGAUUAAAAAAAUCAAUACUACGUUUUGUCCCUAUGAUUGAUAUCAGACGCUGAGCGUGUACAUUCUUCUUCUUACCGAAAAACAAAGCCAUCGUUUAGUGUAACUUACACUUCUGGAAUGUUAAGCUUAUUUGUUGUGUCUUGAUAACAUUGCAAAUGUCGGUAUUACCAUGUUUUCUCCUUUUUGAAGGUUAACCUCGAGCUUACUUCAGAGUACUGGGAAAUUCACAAACUAAUCAGAUUUUUGAAGGUGAGUGAGUGUAGGAAUGGGCAGCGUUGAAAUUGAACAUACGCUGAACAAACGUUGCAAUUUAUCAUAUUAUACUGGACACAUUUUCUUUAUUUUAGUAACCUUUCCGUUAGCUCCUUUUGACUGUCUUCUCUUAUUUAGCGUCUUGGCCACGCGCGAUACCGAUGACAUGCGUUUCGCACCAUCAACACCUUUUCCCGCGUUUUGCACCAGCGGCCAAAUUUCUCGGCGUCAAAUUUUUCAGCGACAGAUUUCCCACGUUUGUUGUCACCAGCCGCCAAUUUCUCCGCAAUUUGGCACCAACCACACGUUUUCAAACGUUAAACAUCAGCGAAAAGUUUUCCCGCCCCUUUGCGCUAAUAAAUAAAUCAACUUAACCCGUUGGUGAUCUGCGUAUCUUUAGUUUGGUUGGGUUUUUUGAGUUUGUGAAUUCAUUCGAACCUCUCCACAAGGGCCACCUUUAGGACAAAAAAAGGUUUCCUUUGUAGAGAGGUGGUUGUCAUAGCCUGCGUAGCAGGCGCUUGGAAUUAGUGGGCACACGAAAAAACGGGCGCGCGAGAAGGAGACACGCACGACACGACAGGACACGACACGACACCUCUCCGUGUCUCCCUCGCGCGCGCCUGUUCUCUCUAUCGCCCACUACUUCCAAGCGCCUGCUACUCAGGCUAUGGUUGUUAGUGAAAGUCCGACUGGGCUCAGUUGUUCGAACGCCGGUUAGCGCUAACCCAGGGUUAAAUUUUAACCUGGGCUUCUUUUUCUUUUCUAACCUGUGAACCUCGCGAUUUUUUCACCCUUUCCCCAAACAGAGAGCCUGUUCACAGGCUGUUUCUUUUCAUCAAAAGUACUCUCUCGGAUAAUUUUCUAUAUUCUUUUUAGAGUAUCCAAUCAUCAAAUUGUAGGCAAAGAGAAUUAAACUGAAUUUGUUUUUUAAGCUCUCAUAUCUGAGUUCAAAUUUCGCACUAACCCACGGGGUCCAGAGGAGAUGUGUUUGUCGUUAGAACAUCAAAACCCGUCGAAAACCUCUGAAAAAAUCGGUUAUUUUGAUCACGUUACAGUUUCUUUACACAUUCAAUAGACCGCAAACCAAGAGACUGAGGGCUCGCAAGAUCGGCUUACAGAGUCGAUCUGGUCAGAUAAGAAGCGAAGAAAUCGUUGACAGUAGAUUCAUUAAGAUCCCAUUGGGCUAAUUAAUCGUGCUAAGUGACAGGUAUAGACAUUUUUCAAGGUGAGACUUAAAAUAAGUAAUUCAUUUAUUCACACGAAACUCCUCUGGACCCUGUGACUAACCCUGGGUUAUCUUAACCCAGCUUCGAACAACCCGGCCCAGCUGUAGAUUAUCUAACAGCACAAUCAUUUCCUAGGUUAGCAACCCUACCGCUACUGUCAUCUGCCUUUGUGCUUUGCGGGAUGUCGGCCUUGAGCUGGAGACGAAUCAGUUGGCGAUAAUGGAGCUGGGAGGAAUAAGCAUUCUUCUUAAUAUUCUCAAGACAGAUCAUUGGCGUUGCGUAGUAAGUAGCGCAGUCACCUGUUCUUCGCGAGACGCCGUGAGUUAAUGGCGCGGUUCAAAGCAUAUGCCACAUGUUGCGGGCAAAAAGCGCUUCCUUGUUCUUGAUAAUAACCACAGUUAGUAGAGGGGACUAACUAUGCAAUAACUAAAGGUUACCGAGUACAGGCGACAACAGUCGACGGUCAAAACGCUCUUGCUCCAACGCUCCAACGUAAGUUUCAUGUGAUAGAUGGUCAAAUGCGCGCGAUAAGAUUGCGAGUGAUAGAAGGUCCAAAGUCCAAAUGCACGUGAUCAGAUUGCGUUCUGUGCAUUCCAUUCAUUCCUAGUGGAAGUCUAAAGAAAUAGUGGCUUCAUAAGUGCGCUCAUGCGUAAUAGCAACCUGGAAAUUAGGAUUGCAGGCUCCUCUUGUCGCCUGCAACUAGACUAGGAACAAUCAAUGCGAGUCGAUUUUUGGGCUCGGAAUGUGGGAAGUGGAGUUAUUUUUUUGUUAUUUUAAUGAGUUUAAAGAACUCUUUUGAAAAGUGACCCCAGAUAUUGAGGAGUUAAAAUAACCCCAAAAAGGCACCCAACCACACAGAGUUAAAUUAACUCCAAAAGAGUAAAAACAACCCUUUAAAGGAAGAAAAAACACCCUAAAAUUUUCACUUUUUCGGAGUUAUUUUAACUCCAGACUUUAACCCCGAAAAAGGGGCUAUUACCUAAAAUUUUUUACUCCAGAACUACUUCUGUCAUGGGAACCGUGAGAACCUUUUUUUUCAUUUUUUUUCGCGCCUGCUAUCGACGACUUAUCGCGGCUAUCGACGACUUAUGGGGAAAUUUAGUUCUGUUUCCAGGGUUAUCGGGCAUUACACCAACCCAAGAAACGAUCAUUGUUGUGAUCAAUUUGUUCAUAAAUAUAUUUUUCUAGGUUGCCUCUCUUAGAAUCCUGAAGAUUAUAACGAAAACCAAGAGGAUAAACAUGGAAAUUUAUCGUCUGGGAGGUAGUUUUAUAGUAUCAAACGAUAUCAUUUAAUAUGGUGUAAAAAGGCUGAAGUAAUUGCAGUGAGGUAAUUUCAUUUCAAAUAUUUUGAGUGCAAGGACUAAUUGUUGGUCGCAUUAAUUGGUUUAGUAGCGGCUUGUGAAUUCUCUGUAUACGUAAGUAGUGCAAAGUCGUAUAUGUACAACGUGAGACAGACAGUAAGCACUUUGUGUUAACACCCCAAUUUUCACCUUGACUAGGAUUCACUUGUCACCACUUGUGUCACCACACCAUAAAAUGGGGAUUAUCAUUUGGGUGUUAAUUCACGUUGCUUUUCUCGGUAAACCAGGCCUUGCUAUUUUUUCUCUCUUAUGUGUAGGCAUCAAGCAGCUGAUAGAUUGUCUUCAAAGCCACGUUAAAGAGAUCCAAGCCCUCGCGGCCGAGACGCUUAGUCAAAUUAUCACGUUUCGAUUGGCUUAUAAUGCCGUUAGGCGAGAAGGAGGAAUCAAGCGGUUGGUAAGAAAACGUCGAUAUUGCCUUGGUUUUGUUCGUUUUUAGCCUUUUGAUUGGUUAAUAUUUCUCACGCCACUGUGUCAACCAAUCAGGAUUAACCUCCGCUUAAAGCCAGUCGUGACUUGUUGACACACGUUUUCCCGCUUUCGGCCCCAGUUACAUGGCUAUAUGUACUCCUUUUUCUGAUUUGUUCAUUCUUUAGUUCGUUGGUUCACAGGUUCUAGCCUUUUGAUUGGUUAAUAUUUCUCACGCCACUGUGUCAACCAAUCAGGAUUCACCUCGGCAUAAAGCCAGUCGUGACUUGUUGACACACGUUUUCCCGCUUUCGGCCCCAGUUACAUGGCUAUAUGUACUCCUUUUUCUGAUUGGUUCAUUACAUUAAUUGUCUGCGCAAUCAGCUUUAAUACACUAAAGAAAAAGUCGCUCUAACAUAAUUCACUUGUAAUUCCACAGAUAAAUCACUGAUAAACUGUUUCUUACUGAAAAUGAAGAAAUGAUCACUGGCAAUUAAUCAUUGCGUAAAGAAGUACAGCUCAUUCAUUAAUUUCAUUUCCGCAGUUCAUAUAUGAUUUAUUUCAUAUAUCAUUAACAAUAUACUUACUGUUUCGUUACUUAGUUAAAUGUUAGCUAAGUUUGGAAAUCUCUGUAUUUUUACUUCGUUAAACUUCUCUCAGGUUAACAUUCUUCAGCCUGAUAACAAACGACGCCAUAAAAACUCUCCUAAAGGUGAAGACGACUUCAGGCUGACUCACCACACGUGUAUGGCAUUAUGGAGUUGUAGCAGAUGCCGGAAAAACAUCCAGGCCAUCCGCGCUGCUGGCGCAUUACCGAUACUCGCUUCCUUAUUGGUUAGUGGACAAGAUGAUGUCAUUUUACCCGCAAUGGGAAUCAUUCAAGAAUGCGCCACCGAGGUACGUAAGGGAUAAGCAAGUCUGGGCUGAAUUGAUAGGAGAUCAGUGCAGAUUCAGGAUCAAUUUCCAUUUAAAUUGAACCCUGGGUUGCAGUUAACCGGGGUUCGAGUCACGUAGUGGCUCACAACCUCUUUGGCUUUUUCAAGUUUUGAUUACAAAAAGCAACUUUGAUAAAAAUCUUUGAACAGUAGCCCGGAAAAGGAUGUUAAAGGAAAAUCGAUGAGUAAAAAAAAAAAACAGGCCGAAUUUAUUAUUCGGGAAUUUUUAUCAUGGUCCUGAAACAUUAAUUGCUGUCAACGACCGACAUAUCCAACAAUGUGAUUAUCGCUGCAGAAUCAUCUUUUUGUCGACAUCAUGGGGUUUUUCUUUCCCUCAAUGAUUACUCCUUAGUUGCGUGUUUUCGUACCUUUAAGUAAUCUUGAAUUUGAAGAGGUAAUUGAGUGUUAUGGUUGGUAUUUUUGGCAGCCUGCUUUUCGGGAGGAUAUCCGCAGGGAGGGGAUAGUGGAGACAAUUGUCAAGCACCUCAAGGGAGGAGAUGUGUCGCUCAGAACACUUUGUGCAACUGCUCUGUUUAAGGUACGCGACAACAUCUUUUAUUUUAAAAAAAAAUCGAUAAGUGUGAGAUGUUCCUGAAUGUGCUUAGCUCAAUCUUGAUUAGUUUUUUAAAUUUUACCAACUAUUUUGAGUAUGUCUAGUUUGCUUUAAAUUCAAAAAUUAACAUAGAUGAAACAUUAAUGAAGUGCCAAACCUGUUUAACUUGUUGUUUCAUUCGUUACACAGUGCGCUGAAGAUGACGUCACACGGGAGACUAUUUCUCGUCAUGGUGGACUAGAACUUCUCGUCCAGUUAAUGGCGUCCAGGUCAUCUGAAAAGCAGCUUCUCGCGGCUACGGUUGGAGCUAUGUGGAAGUGUUCUCUGAACAAAAAUAAUGUAAAAAGGUAGAGGAACAACGACUCUGUGUUGUUACUGUAAGUGCCAGGAAUGUUACGCCUAGAAAUUUGUGUGUGCGCCUGUUUUGUAGCUAUGUCAGUGUCCAAGCCUUCAGUGCAGUUUGGGUUCAUUAGACGUUUAUUGUUUGUGUAUUUUUAGCUGUUUUUUGCGUAUUGUAUACUUUUAGGAGUUUUUUGCGAUUACAGUUGCCUUUUAAUAGUCACAGUUUGUACGUAGAGACAGGUGUGCAUCAAACUCUAGUUGUCGAGAUUUAAAAAGUAUUUUCAAAACUCAGUUGUGUUUGCGUCGAACUCUAAUAGACUCACUCCACUAUCUUACUGGAAAGCCUAGUAACAUGGUUACUGACCCAACUCCUUUUUCUUAUGGAGCUUAAUUUUAAGGGACAUUCUGAGUAAUAAAGAUUGUCUCUAUUGCACUUCAGGCUUGAACAGUUUGGCGCUGUGAAAUCGUUAAUCUUGCUGUUAAAAACUCCAGAUCAAUCACAUGAGGUAUGUUAGGUCACCGGGGAUGGGGCUAAUUAAACAUCAUAAUAUUGAUGGAGUAUUUGUGAAGCUUAGGUAUAACUUGAAUAAAAUGAUUGAAGCGAAAUCUGUUGGGCUUACAAUCCUUGGGCUUCGCACUAGUUUGAUUUAAGCUGCGAUAAAGCAGGAUUGAUAUUUAGAUGUUCAAUGCCAUGCCUAGUGCGCAUGUGUAGCAAUAGCAGUAACAAUUGCGGUGUUCCAGUCCCCUCUCGUUUCCUAUGUGGCGAAUGGCCAAUGUCGUAAUUGAUUGAAAAGCUAUACUCCCGGCGAACUCUUCGGGCGCUCCCGCACCUAUUUGAAAGAUUGUUUUUGAUUAGCUGCGAAAACAAUAAGGAUUGUCACAUAACCAUGCCCCUAUCCUGAAAAAAAUGAAGGUGCAGAUUAAAGGGGACCAGUAAAAUAAGAGGUUUAGAAUGGUGCAGGUCUUCUGAACUCUUCGUGUGUUUCACGAUGCUCUUGUAAUUUAAGGCUGAUGAUGGUUCACAUUUUUCCAGGUUCUAGCCAACACCUUUGGUGCUUUACAUGAGUUUGCACAGUACAGCAAGCGAACUCUUCUCUGCAUCAGGGAUGAGAAAGUUAUUCCAGUUGUUGUUCGAGCGCUGACAAUCACGGAAAAUGCUCUUCUCAUCAAUGCCACAAGACUUCUAGCAGUCUGCGCUAAAGAACCAAUAUGCAGAAGGUUAGUUUUUAGAUCAAUAUCCAUGUUCUCCACACUGCUCUACAUACAUUCCACAUGGUCUUGGCUAGGAGACUUUGAAACUCGACCCCAGUCUCUUUCUCGUUUUCAAAGUGACGAAUUAGGAUCCGUAUUCUACACUCCACAAACUUUGGGGAGACUGGAAAAGAGCGUUCAGCCCAAAGAGUUUUGGGGAUCGUUUAUUAACCAAUGUGAGCUAAUGAGCUUUUAAGUCGUCAACCAUUUAAAAUUGACGCUGUUUACACAAGCGGGUGAACUUAGAAAUUUUACAGUACGGAGCAUGCCCUCAGGCUAUUUGGAGUAAGUCGCCCUCUUGAAGGGACAAUUUCGUUGCAGAUGACUCGUUUUUUUUGUUACCGCUUGACCAGUUAUAUGCGGCUAACACCAAGUCGCCUGGAGAUAGUGUGUAUUUAGUUUUUUUUAUAUUUUUAUUACUAUUUUCUUUUAUAGUUCGGUACUGAGUACAGAUGGAUUAAGACUUCUUUGGUCUUUGUUGAAAUUUCCCGAUCCAGAGGUAUGAAAAGGAUUUCAAAGCAUUCAGUAUUAUCAUCAUUACCUGAUCGACGUCAUAUCCAAAGCCAUAAUCCAUUAUUAUCAUCAUCAUCAUCAUCAUCGUCGUCGUCGUCGUCAUCCUCAUCGUCAUUAUCAUCGUUAUCAUCAUCAUUAUCGUCAUUAUCAUCAUCAUUAUCGUCAUCAUCAUCAUCAUCAUUAUCGUCAUCAUCGUCAUCAUCAUCGUCAUCAUCAUCAUCAUCAUCGUCAUCAUCAUCGUCAUCAUCAUCAUCAUCGUCAUCAUCGUCAUUAUCAUCAUCAUCAUUAUCGUCAUCAUCGUCAUCAUCGUCAUCAUCAUCGUCAUCAUCAUCAUCAUCAUCGUCAUCAUCGUCAUCAUCAUCAUCGUCAUGAUUCUCGUCGUCAUUAUCAUCAUCAUCGUCAUCAUCAUCCCCGUCAUCAUUCGCAUUAUUUAUAUCAUUACUAUCGUAAUGAUCACCAUCAUCACGUGAUUAUCAUUAGUACCUUGAUUUAAGCAGCAUUUUUAUGUACUAUCACCAUCGUCAUUUUCAUUAAUAUCAUGGCCAUCGUCAUCAAUGUCACUAGCGAUGACAUCUUGGCUAUUUUCAUCCUCUCAUUUAUCUUCAUUAGUGCUUUUACAGCCCUCAUUAUCUUCGUUCUAACACAUGUUAUAUUGUAGGUUGUGGCUGGAGCUGCUGAAGCCAUUGGUGAGUGUGUUGUGGACGUAGAGGUAAGAAAAGUUUUUUCAUGAAAUGAAGUUAGUGAGUGCGUUUGCUUGUAGUGUCCUAUUGAACUCAAAUAAUAACUAUGAUGAUUAAAAUUCAUUCUGAUUUUUUUUUGGCGCCGCCGGACACUAUCUAAGGGCCUGAAUUGUUGCUUUUACUUCAUCCUUCCAGGAGUCUGCUGAUGUGGUACGAUCAUUUGUUGGAGGUCUGGAACUGAUUACCAGUCUUCUUCGGUCUGAUAACAAGCAGGUCAGUCGACUUCACCUGACCUUUUGUAAACAAUGGAGUUUAUCAGACUUUAGUAAAAUCCAACUAGUGGUCUGUUAUCAAGGCUGCGUUCUGACUGGUUGAGCAACUACUAGGCUAUAUGUUAUAGCCCACUAGUAGCGAAAAGUGCCGGCUUUGAAAACCAAAACAAUGGCGGCUGAAUCUCGUUUUGCUAGCUAAAGUUGUUUUGUCUCGAUAUUUUUUACCAACUAGUUGGAUUUUACCAAAACAAUUAUUCCUCUCGCCCUCAUGGCUUUGAGGUCAAUAGCCCAUUCAGCCUUCGGCCUCAUGGGCUAUUGACUCAGAGCCCAUUCGGGCUCGAGGAAUAAUUGUUAAAUACAAGCAUUGGAAGCCGUUUAUUGGAGCCUAGAGUGGGAAAACACUUUGUCGAAGGAACGUGGCCGAGCGGUUAAAGCGCUGGACUAGACCGCUAGCUGGAUUUGUUUUCGGUAGUUUCCAGUUCAAAUCCUCCACCACGCUUGUAAAAUAGCCAACUGGUUUGUCUCCUACCAGUUGAGUGGGAUUCUUAAAAAUGUUAUGUUCCAUUUCAAUUAUUUGUUUUAUUAUCCCUGAAAAGCCCCAUAAAGGGAGAGGAUAAUAUGAAAGUAUUAUUAUUAUUAUUAUUAUUAUUAUUAUUAUAGUCAUAACUACAACAAAAUUGUCAAAUCUGAUUGGCUAUCAACUGCCCUGAUUUCAGCCUUAAUUGGACAGUUUAAUAGGACAGUACGCGUCGUGCCUAAGUAAUUGGACAGUACGCACCAUCACGCGCGCGCUUAAAUGGCUCUUUUUUUUCACUGCUAGCGAAACAAAAUUUCGAAUUUCUUGUGUUUUGAUUUAAAAAAUAGCCUAUUAUAUCACAAAUUUUGUUGAAGUUAUGAUUAAUUGGUAACAGAACUUCGUGUCGUCCAAUUCGGUCUGUAAUCAUACUCGUGAUUAAACAAAUCGGACGACCGCGAAUGAUUACAGACCGAAUUGGACUCCACUCAGUCCUGUUACCAUUACUUAUUAUUAUUAUUAUUAUUAUUAUUAUUAUUAUUGUUAUUAUUAUUAUUAUUAUUAUUAUUAUUAUUAUUAUUAUUAUUAUUAUUAUUAUUAUUAUUAUUAUUGUCUAAAGUAACGGCUUUGAAAUGAGUUUUCAAGCAGUUUGCAUGAGUGGUCCGAAACUGAGCACGAGAAAACUUUUUCCCGGCUUUUCCAGUGACUGCAACGCCAAGAAUAUCCAUCAUAAUAUAAUAUACCUGCGUGCGCGAAAUUCCGCCAGCUACGAGGUCAAACAAAAUGUUUCUCGUUAUGUUUUGUAUUCAGGUGCUGAUAUGUGCCAAUAAAGCAAUAACCAACAUCGGCAAAGACCGAGAGAACCUCUCUAUCCUGACUGACUAUGAGGUGGUACCGCUGCUUAUUGACCUGGUCACUACGGUAAUACGACCGAAUGAGUUGCCUCUUAUCUGGCUUAACAUUAGACAUCACAAUCUUUUUCCCCGAUAAUGUGCGGCUCAUUACUGCGCAUGUCACGAUGGUAUGCUGUGCCUUACCUUAAUCGUGCGCCAUUGAGAAGCUGCUGAAGGCCGUACUAACUGUUGAACAUAGGUAGAUUUACUUUCGUUCUGGACUUUCUAAAGAAGGAAGAAAACAAAGUCCAUGCUUGGCGAGUUUAAUUUUAUUUCUUUCGACGUACAUUGUCAUAUAAAUUCCUUCCUUUGGUGAUUUAUUUGACAUUGUCCUGAACCUUGAAAAUGUAUCUUAUCGUAUUCUUCGAAUUUCAUGACAAAACUAGUUUGCACCUUGAACAACGUGCGGUGAUAGUUAGCUUAUCUUUUCUUCAACAAGCAACUGAGUAUCGGAUCGCCGCUUAUAUUUUUAUGUAAGUUUUUACCUUUUUCACCCCUAUGUACUGAUUUAGCUUUAACAGAAAUGGUGUCCUUGUUGUAGAGAUUUUUGUAAGAUAUCGUAAGAUUUUAUGACAAGAUAGCAUGGGUCUUGAAAAAUCUCUGUUUUUUCUUAUGCGUAGGAAGAUGAAGAGCUAAAGCGAUGGGUCGCGGAGGCGAUUGCAACGUAAGCCAAUCUUUCUUGUAUUUAUAAAUAAGUUAUGCAGACGUUAUAUGCUCGUUUUCAUCUUUUAAACGAAAUUUGUGACAACUCUAAUUUAGGUGCAGUGGCCUGGAAAAGAACAUCAAGUCAUUCUCACCAGUGGUCGUUCCCCUGGCGGACAGCCUCAAACGUUCCUCUGACGUGGCCGUCAAACGAGCGGUCGCCUGGGCGCUAGAAAAACUAUCACGUGACCAGUAUAACUGUUACUUGAUUCACCAGCAUGAUUCUCUGAAGGUAACGUGACUUGUAAUCGCUAAGAUCAACUUCACCAUAAUAACUCUUACUAUUGUUUAAUCUUGUUUGUACAACAUUGCUUAUUCUCGUCGGGGAAAAUACAAAGUUAAAUGAAGAUAUGAUCGUCGCAGUGGUAAUUGCAAUUAAAGCAAUUGCAAAUUAACCCGAAAAAAAUUAGUGUAGUGUUACUAAUGAAGAGAAUUUGUUUUGUAAUCAAAGUAGUUUUAGUGGUUUUUUUUAUUUCGUUCUCUCUUUUUUCAACAGACGUUAUUGACAUUAACAGGAUCGACGGAUGAGCGAGUCCAAGAGGCAGCGGCAGCCUGCAUAAAAAACAUGCGCGUAAACACUAUGAACAUGCUUUCAAGAUAGAAACUCACGGAAGUACCUUACAAAGGGUAGAAGGCGCAAAGCUGGUAUUUGACCGCACAACCCUGUCGAUAUGUGCAAGAAAGGAACAUUCUCCCUGUUACUUAGAGUAAAGCUAGAUCUUUACCGAGUGAACAGAAACAAUUCUUUAUUCACCAUUUUCGCCGAGACCAUAAUGCACUUUGUCUACCCCCCAAAAGUUUUUCAUAACCAUCGUCUUCGAUUUCUCUUGAGGUGACUGUAAUACCCAGUAGAAAUUAAAAACAAUGAUAAUGUUUAAGUUUGGAGGGGGCAAGAUCAUGUGCAUUUGAUCAUUUGAUAUAUGUUAAUUUGCGCAAUAUCAAGUUAAAAAAUAUUAAGAUGCAUUGAAAUGGUGAACAGGUGUUUUAAUUGAGAAGCAUGCGGACAAUUACAAUGCAUUGGAAUAUUCUCAGUAAAAUGCGUUACACA